This is a messenger RNA of Gadus chalcogrammus (walleye pollock), 1590 nucleotides long. It is a transcript of the gene ttc29, whose product is annotated as tetratricopeptide repeat domain 29. Bases 200 to 1483 code for a protein of 427 amino acids. The record is from RefSeq and is a predicted model, not a curated record. The transcript is spliced from 13 exons. Gene Ontology annotation, molecular function: protein binding. NCBI's taxonomy places the organism in Eukaryota, Metazoa, Chordata, Actinopteri, Gadiformes, Gadidae.
AAAACUUUCAUUGCUCUGCGUUGCGUUCACAACAAAUAUAAAGUUUAAUUAAGUUUUUAUUUUAUAUUAGGCUACUUCCUAAGUACCUAAAUAUAUUAAACUGUACAUAAUAGUUUGAGGUCGUAUAUCGUCGGGUAACAUUUAUCACGCCGGCGGCCGGUAACGUACAGACUGAGCCGGAUUCCCCCGGGUUAGGAACAUGAACAUCAGCGACGCCGACGAGGAGGCGGGCCGAACCGAGCCGUUCUUACCGGACAUCAACGGAACCAAACGGAACGCCGCGCAGCAGCCGAGGACAGUGAAGAAGAUGAAGAAGACUGAUGGAUCGGGACAGACCUUGCGCACCUUAUCCAAGAACGACAUCGGCCAGUUCAGGAAUAGUCCUCAACAUAAAGUAUGCGUGGAGCUUCUGCGUAUGGGCUACCAUAGGUCCUUCUCCGAGCUGUACUCUCUGCUGAUUGGCUGUGAGGAGAGGUGUCUGGAGCAGCAGCAGGACUCGCUAGACGCCCUACAGGUGCACCUGAGCAGAGCCGAGGACGCCCAGCGCACAGGUGACUGGGCCGGUGUGUGUGCUAGCCACCUGUCUCUAGCCGGGCGGCCGUGGGCUCCAGAGGAGCAGUGGAUCAGCCUCCACUUCUACCAGCGGAGCCUGGAGGCGGCCCUCCGGCUCCCCUCGGCCCACCAUGAGACCCUGGUCACCAGCAGGCUGGCCGCCCUCCACCUCCAGCUGGGAGAUCUGGAGGAGGCCAGGCGCUACAGUGAGAGGUUUCUGCAGCUGGCUGAGGCUGAGAGAGAGCAGACUGAUCCUAUGGAAGGAGGACCUGAGAGAGAGCAGGCUGAUCCUAUGGACGGAGGACCUGAGAGAGAGCAGGCUGACAUGGAGGGAGGAGGACCUGUGAGAGAGCAGGCUAGCAGACUCCUGGUGCAGGUGUACAUCCGUCUGGCUGAGCUUCCUGUCUACCAGCCGAGAGCCAUAAAGCUCCUGCACGAGGCCUACCACACCGCUACACACUGUGAUGAUAGCAGUGUUAAAGGGGAGGCGGCCUAUAAACUGGGACUGGCCUAUCAGAGAACAGGAGACCACUCCUCUGCUUUGGAGUUUCUGACGGUUUCCAUGGAGAACUUCAGACUACUCCAGGAUACAGAUGCCCUGGGGAAAACCUAUAAAGCUCUUUCUCAGAGUGAGCAGAUCACUACGGUGAAAGUAGAGUACCUGGAGAAGUACGUUGAAGUCUCCCAUAUCCACGGUCACCAAGGCAACCUGCAGGAUGCCUACAUGAGUCUGGGAGCCUCCUACGAAUGUCAGGGUCAGUACGGCAGGUGUAUAGAGUACUACCAGCAGGGCUACGACCUGGCCUGCAGUCUGGGUGAUGUGGAGAGGAUCCAACGGGCACAGGUAUUGGUUGGCUGUGCACGUGCUCACAGCCUACCAUGGAGUUACGGUACUGAUUGGAAGUUGGCCACGCCCACCUCCCAGAGAUAGCCAAUCAGAACUGACCAUCUCAACAGCUGUCUGUCUGAAUAUUUUUGAUGAGGAAGAGCAGGCAUGGAUGAAGAUCUCACCAAACAUUCCCACAAUAAAGAUCUGAU